CAACGUCUCUACCGCGUCCGCCAUACACCAUGGAAGCCGGUCCGUCCAACGGGUAUGGGUCACCAGAGUACGGCGGGGCGGAGGAGGAGGAGUAUGAUAACUCCCAAUUACUGAGUUAUGAAGAUUAUUGGACGGUCAUCUCUGGGUAUAUCGGCGAGAAUGGAUUGGUCAGGCAACAGACGGCGUCGUUCAACGAGUUUGUCGACAAUACUAUGCAGGAGAUUGUCGAUGAACGGAGAUUGUUGACGCUGGAUCAGCACGACCAGUAUACGGGCUUGGCGAAUGACGAAACGCGGCGACAUGAGAUUGAGUUUGGGCAGAUUUAUCUCGCUCGUCCGACCAUGACAGAGGCGGACGGUCAUACGCAGGCACUGUUUCCCAACGAGGCGAGAUUGAGGAAUUUGACGUACUCGUCUGCGCUGUAUAUCGACGUGUCACGUCGCGUGUUGACGGCUGGAGGGAGUGAGGACCCGAUAGAAGCCGAUUGGCAACCGGCAGUGGAUGAGUAUGGGAAUGAGAUAGGGACGGCGUCAGAGAAGAUCUUUAUAGGCAAGCUCCCCAUUAUGGUCGGAUCUACCCACUGUAUUCUCGACAAACUUCCAUCCGACCAGUACGCCAAAGUCGGCGAAUGUUCUUACGAUUCUGGUGGCUACUUCGUCGUCAAGGGAUCGGAAAAGGUGCUCAUUGGUCAAGAACGUAUGGCUUUCAACAAUGUCUACACGUUCAAAAAGGCCACGACGUCUGGCUUCACCUUCUACUCCACAGUCACGAGUCAGGUUGAAAAGACGGCCAAAAUUUCAGAAAUGGAGGUGAGGUUGUAUCCCCGAGGAGAUCGGAAAGGAGGCAUGACAGGAGGCGGACCGACUAUCAAAGUGAAGAUACCAAAGAUCAAAGUGGAUAUCCCUCUCGUCAUUGUAUUCAGGGCCCUAGGGAUCGUUCCGGAUCGGGAUGUGCUCAAUCACAUCUGUUUCGACGAAGACGACACGGCCAUGUUGGAGAUGCUGCAACCGAGUAUCGAGGAUGCGUUCGCGGUGCAGGAUCGAGACGGCGCGUUGGAUUUCAUUGGUCGACGAGGACAGAACGAGGGAGGGACCAGGGCGCAGCGUAUGCGAGCGGCAUUCGACGUGUUACAGAUGGAGCUACUGCCGCACGUGUCAACCAGCGAAGGCUUCGAGUCGAAAAAGGCGUAUUUCCUCGGACACAUGGUGUCAAGACUGUGUCAGGCGACAUUAGGGAGGCGAGAGCUGGACGACAGGGAUCACUUUGGGAACAAGCGGAUAGAUCUGGCGGGUCCGCUGUUGGCGAACCUGUUCCGACAAUUGUUCUACAGGUUCACCAAGCGGAUCAGGGAUGAGUUGCAAAAGUGCAUCUCCACCAACAAAGAGUUUUCCUUGACUACUGCUAUCAAACCAGACAUCAUCACGAAUGGGUUUCGUACAGCCAUCAGUACGGGCAACUGGCCCACGGGAUCCAACACACAUCGUGUGGGUGUGUCCCAGGUACUCAACCGGUACACCUACGCCUCCACUCUGUCCCAUUUGCGUCGCUCCAACACACCGAUUGAUCGAGGAAGCAAGGCCACCAAGCCGCGACAGUUGCACAAUACACACUGGGGCAUGGUGUGUCCCGCCGAGACGCCGGAAGGUGCUGCAUGUGGACUGGUCAAAAACAUGGCUCUCAUGUCGUACGUGUCGGUUGGUUCGCCCUCUGCCCCUAUCAUGGAAUUCUUGGAGGAAUGGGGUUUGGAAGAUCAGUCAGAAUACAUCGCCGCGCCGACAGCGACCAAGGUGUUCGUCAAUGGUGUGUGGAUGGGAAUCCAUCGCGAUGCGCCGACAUUGCACCAGAACCUCUUGCAGAUGCGUCGAGGGGGUCAGCUAAAGGACGAAGUGUCCAUCGUGCGAGACAUUCGAGAGCGCGAGCUCAGACUGUGUACGGACGCUGGGAGGGUGUGUCGGCCAUUGUUCAUCGUCGACGAGGCAACACAGACGCUCAAACUGACCAAAGCCGAUGUGGACAGAAUAGAGGACGCCAUGUUGUCCGAGGAUGGGGCGGCCAACCCUAAUGGCGGUCGUGAGGCAUUUGACGAGUUGCUCAGCACGGGUGUCGUGGAAUAUGUCGACGCGGCAGAAGAGGAAACGAUUCUCAUAGCCAUGUCGGCCGAGGAUCUCGACAAUGCGCGGGUCAUGACGGGCAGAGAGGAGCUGGUCAAGGCGCGAGCGGCUCACAAUAUGGAAUCGUUUGACCCUGCGGCUCGAGUCAAGAGCACCAAUUGGUCUCAGAACUACACGCACAUGGAGAUCCACCCUUCGAUGAUUCUCGGCGUUUGUGGAUCCAUCAUUCCUUUCCCUGAUCACAAUCAAUCGCCUCGAAACACGUAUCAAUCGGCCAUGGGCAAACAAGCCAUGGGCAUUCAUCUGACAAACUAUCAACUGCGCAUGGACACGAUGGCCAAUGUGCUAUAUUACCCCCAGAAACCGCUCGCUACGACGCAAUCGAUGAAGUAUCUCAAAUUCUCCGACCUGCCAGCAGGACAAAAUGCCAUUGUCGCCAUCAUGUGCUACUCGGGAUACAAUCAGGAAGAUUCCGUCAUUAUGAAUCAGAGUUCUAUCGACCGCGGUCUGUUCAGAUCGUUGUAUUAUCGAUCCUACACGGAUACAGAGCAGACCAAGGGACUAGAGAAAACAGAGACGAUUGAAAAGCCUGAUCGAAGCGAUACAUUGAGGAUGAAGCAUGGAUCGAGUGAUCGGUAUGCCAAACUCGAUGCCGAUGGGUUGAUCGCACCGGCGACCAACGUCAAUGGCGACGAUAUAAUUAUUGGCAAGACGGCCCCGUUACCGCCUGACAGUGAGGAGUUGGGACAACGCACCCAGUUACAUCAAAAGCGAGAUGUGUCGACGCCUCUCAAAUCCACCGAGCAAGGUGUUGUGGAUCAGGUCAUGAUUUCGACCAACGGAGAGGGCAACAAGUUUGUCAAGAUUCGUAUUCGAUCGACUCGUGUGCCUCAGAUCGGAGACAAGUUUGCCUCACGACAUGGUCAAAAGGGUACGAUUGGAAUUACCUACCGACAAGAGGACAUGCCGUUUAGUGCGGAGGGCAUCACUCCGGAUAUCAUCAUCAACCCCCAUGCUAUCCCGUCUCGAAUGACAAUCGGUCACUUGGUCGAAUGUCUCAUGUCAAAAUUGGCCACUCAGAUUGGUCAAGAGGGAGACGCGACCCCGUUCCACGACGCGGUGACGGUCGAAGCUGUGUCCAAGAUGCUCCGCGCGAGGGGAUUCCAAAGCCGAGGUUUGGAAGUGAUGUAUCAUGGUCACACGGGGAGGAAACUCCAGGCUCAGAUCUACUUUGGACCGACAUAUUAUCAACGAUUAAAGCAUAUGGUGGAAGACAAGAUUCAUGCGAGAGCGAGAGGGCCUUUGCAGAUCUUGACGCGGCAGCCCGUGGAGGGUAGGAGUAGGGAUGGAGGUUUGCGGUUCGGGGAAAUGGAGCGUGAUUGUAUGAUCUCUCACGGCAUUGCUGGGUUCCUCAAGGAGCGAAUGUACGAUUCAUCGGACGGUUUUAGGAUCCACGUGUGUGAUCAGUGUGGACUCAUGGCCAUUGCCAAUCUCAAAAAGCAAGAGUUUCACUGCUCAGUCUGUCGAAAUUCGACACAGAUUUCUCAAGUGUACAUCCCCUACGCGGCAAAGCUAUUGUUCCAGGAGCUUCAAGCGAUGAACAUUGCCGUUCGGAUGUAUGGCGAUGCAGAGUAG
Messenger RNA from Kockovaella imperatae, 3746 nucleotides. RefSeq lists its product as hypothetical. Gene Ontology annotation, biological process: DNA-templated transcription. Gene Ontology annotation, molecular function: ribonucleoside binding; DNA binding; DNA-directed RNA polymerase activity. NCBI's taxonomy places the organism in Eukaryota, Fungi, Basidiomycota, Tremellomycetes, Tremellales, Cuniculitremaceae. Bases 30 to 3746 code for a protein of 1238 amino acids. Gene Ontology annotation, cellular component: RNA polymerase II, core complex. The record is from RefSeq and is a predicted model, not a curated record. The transcript is spliced from 7 exons.